GCGAUUGGUUGGAUGCAAGAGCCGCAUUGCGCGAGGCACACUUGAGGGCGCGGAAAGCCGGCGGCAAGGCGUCGUGAGGGGAAAGGGGCGGAGCUUCACAGUGCCGGGGCUGCGAGACAAGGUUGACCAUGGUCACGUUUGGGUUGACCGUUGUCCGGCAUGGAGAAACAAGAUACAAUAAAGAGAAGAUACUGCAAGGACAAGGCAUAGAUGAACCUCUCUCUCAGAUGGGCUUCCAACAAGCCAAUGCUGCUGGUGUGUUUCUCAGCAAUGUCAAAUUUACUCACGUGUACUCAAGUGACCUACUUCGAGCAAAGCAGACAGCAGACUCAAUUCUCAGAAAGAGUCAGUUUUGCAAAGAGAGUGCUGUAAAAUAUGACGCAAGACUCCGGGAGCGGAAGUAUGGAGUGGCAGAAGGGAGGCCGCUGAGUGACCUCAGGACCAUGGCAAAGGCUGCUGGGGAACAGUGCCCAUCCUUUACACCUCCUGGAGGAGAAACCCUAGAAGAAGUAAAGGCACGCAGUGAGGACUUUUUUGCAGAUGUUUGUAGUCUUAUUGUCAGGGAAGCGUGUCAGGAAAAAGCUACCGAAAGGAGAGCCGGAGAUGACUCAGAAAGAAGUUCUAGUACCUUCCUGACAAACCAUGACGGGAACCCAGAAUUUCAUCCCAGUUCCAGGGGAGCUACUGAAGACCUGGUUGCCAAUGUACUGGUUGUGAGUCACGGGGCCUACAUGAGGAGCUGGCUGGGUUAUUUUGUUUCAGACCUAGAAUGUGUUUUGCCAGCUUCUUUGACAAAGACUGAGCUGUCUUCUGUAAGUCCUAAUACUGGAAUUAGUCAGUUCAUUGUAAAACUUGAGAGCAGAGAUAAUGUUAAGCCUAAAAUCCAGUGCAUUUGUCUGAAUAGAGAUGAUCAUUUACGUGAUACGGCAGCUAAAAAUAUUUAGCUCUGGACAGUUAAAAAAUGCAGCAUGUAUUUAUGCAACGAGUACAAGCAUAUUUUCUUUUACAUUAUUUGAAUUGUAUGGGUUGUAUGAAAAGGGGGAAAACAAAAUAAAUUCAUAUUCUGUUGCAACAGUUAGCUUUUUAGCAACUGAUUUUAGGUGGUCUAUACAAUAUUUGCAAAAGUAUUUGCUCAUCAUUUACUCCCAUGCAUGAUUGAAAUUGCCUGGGCUUUUAAAUCAAUACCGCAGUAUUAAGCACAGAUCAUAUAUGUGGUGCCCAUGUGUGUUGUAAGUUUCUGUGUCUUAGCACUUUAUUAAAUAAAUGUAAAAGUCAGCCUUUCAGUGAGGAAAGGUGAGUCAGCCAUCUCAGGCAGUGGGUUUGGAGCAUCUUUUAAAGUCAGCUGGGGAAGGCAGAUCUGGCCCACUGAGCGCAUGCCACUGGGAUGUUCAUUUGGAUGGGGCUUGCACAGGAGAAUUUAGGGGCGGGAGGUGGAAUUUGGAGUGCCAGAUUGUCUUAGUCCCAUAUUAUUUUUUGAUUUCUGUGUGGUAGUUAUAUGGAUACAUUCGUAUUCUCUGCAGCCUAGUUGCCCUCUUCUGAAUCCGGCUUUUGGUCUUUAUAUGCAACAGAGAGAGCAUGAACAAGCAGGAGACUGAGCCACCUUUCUCAUUUAGCCCUCCUCCUUUCUUAUAUCAUGGGAACUUUUUAAAAAAUAGCUGAAGAAGGAUAUCUGCAAAUCCCAGUAUCUUGUCUGUUGUGACUCAGUUUCUGACCCUUGAGCUACUCCUGAGUGUGCAGAGUGUCCUCGCAGGACCCUGGAACUGGACAGCUCAGUGGUAUGGCCUAGUCCAGUACCUGUAAGAACCAAGGUGGCAUGUCGUUUGCUGAGGUUAGCAUCAGAUCAAGUGUGUAGAAGUUGGCUUUUCAUGGUAUCUUCAAAGUACGUAGAAGCCCUGAGUCGAAAUAAGCCCUCUCCAUCUGUUCGCUGCCUUAACUGCAACCCAGUUGCAAAAGGAGGUGUUUGGAAGUAUUGGCAAUAGUGAAAAUGGAAUUUACAGGCAGUAAGUUGUCUGUGUUGUGAAUAAGUGGAGACAGGUGAGCCCACUGUUUUCAGAAUGGCAUUUCUGUAAAAUUGGUCUCUUGCCAGAGCUAUACACUGCCCAUUCAGUUUUAUUUCUGAAACACUCCAUAUCAUAUACAUUUAAAUACUCUUAAAAUACAUCCUUGCCUGUCUGUACACUAGUAUCAUCCCCCCCUCUGUUGACCUUAAAAGCAGUUUUUAAAAAGGACAAUGAAACGUAAUAGCAAUGUCAAAAAAACAAAACGCAGAACCAUUGGAAAGCUGCAGUCAGUAGGAACUUAGUGAAACCUUUGGGAAUAAGAGCUUCAAAUCUGAUUCUGUGGUCACAGGAUACUGUAGAUUCUGCCCUUAGCCCCAGUUCAGAAAAUCUUCUAGACCUUCUCAUAUCACAAGAGUAAUCCAUGUUCUCUCCACUUCUGUAUGGAGCUUUGUAUUCUAUACUGGUGCUCAAUCAUGUAUAAGCUCCACAUUCGUCAUUUCUUCUCAGAGGCAGAGUGAAAGGUUAAAAUGGCCCCAGAGCAAGCCAAACUGAACAGCCUUAGUUUCUCCAUAUGCUGGUGUUGCUGCUUAGUUCAGACUAGACCCUUGGCAUUGACAACAGGCCUUCACUCAUCCAUUGUUUCCUUUCCUCCUGCAGAUUGUGGAAGGCAACUGGUGAGCUAAUACUUGCUGAUUAAGGGUCAAAGUGAAGGGCUGGCCACUGAUGCACCAGCAGAGUCGAUUAAACUUGGCUUGCUUUGGCCACCGGUAACCCUUUAGGGCAGCAGCCCUCCGGGAAAUUUCCCCUGUCAGUUAAAUGACCAUUUGGCUCCUGCUAAUUCCUUUUUUUGAGGUCAGGGAAAUGGGGCAAACCGGGUCUCUGUGCAAUCAUCUAUCAGCAUGGGUCACUCUUCUAACAUGUUACAUCAUCUGCAGGGCAGGGCCAAGUGGCGCAUCAAGUAAAAGCCUAGAAGGGCUGUGAGAAAAUCUUGCAGGAUAUCGCUGGAUUAACUAAAACUUUUGCUCCAUACCUCAGUUUUCACAGACAAUAGUGAAGGUAUUGAUGUGUAUACUUAACUACCUCUUGGCAGUGCAGAGAGGAUGAAACUUCAUGAAGCACUUUGAUGCUCUGACGAGCAUGAUUAUUUGUCCUCCAUAUGCAUAGUGUAAGAUUUGCAUGUAGCCAAAAAUACAUUUGUCCUUCAAAAACCUGCUGGGGUGGACAUUCCCUCUUAUUUCUGUAGCAUCCUUGGGACUCCCUUUAUAUAUUCUUGCAAAAUCUGUGAGUUUUUGUUUCUUGAAUGUAUGUUGUGAUUUCCCUUCUCCUCUCACCUUUGUGUUUCUCUGUCUUCAGAUUGACGCCAUCUGCAGAUAUGUAAAUGCAGAGCUACUAGUGUCUGCCAAUUGUUUUCAUUUGUUGAGAUGGGUAUUUUUUUUAAAUAAAGACAUUCUACUCCA
Heteronotia binoei (common prickly gecko) is the source of this 3457-nucleotide messenger RNA. It is a transcript of the gene TIGAR, whose product is annotated as TP53 induced glycolysis regulatory phosphatase. Gene Ontology annotation, molecular function: fructose-2,6-bisphosphate 2-phosphatase activity. Gene Ontology annotation, biological process: regulation of pentose-phosphate shunt; positive regulation of DNA repair; negative regulation of glycolytic process. Bases 129 to 944 code for a protein of 271 amino acids. The record is from RefSeq and is a predicted model, not a curated record. Gene Ontology annotation, cellular component: cytosol. NCBI's taxonomy places the organism in Eukaryota, Metazoa, Chordata, Lepidosauria, Squamata, Gekkonidae. The transcript has 6 exons.